This is a messenger RNA of Kickxella alabastrina, 1242 nucleotides long. RefSeq names its product carbon-nitrogen hydrolase. Gene Ontology annotation, biological process: L-glutamine metabolic process; oxaloacetate metabolic process. The transcript has a single exon. The coding region runs from base 51 to 899 and encodes 282 amino acids. Gene Ontology annotation, molecular function: omega-amidase activity. Lineage: Eukaryota; Fungi; Kickxellomycota; Kickxellomycetes; Kickxellales; Kickxellaceae. Gene Ontology annotation, cellular component: mitochondrion. The record is from RefSeq and is a predicted model, not a curated record.
CAAAAUCCCUUUUCCAUUAUUAUUAUUAUUAUUAUUAUUAUUUCUUUAAAAUGAGCUCUUUCAAAAUUGCACUCAUUCAACUCGCAGCCGGUGCCCAAAAGGCCGCCAAUCUAACCAAGGCGCGCACCAAAGUUCUCGAAGCCGCUCGCAACGGUGCCAACCUCAUAGUCCUCCCAGAGUGUUUCAAUUCACCCUACGGUACUCAGCAUUUCGCAAACUACGCCGAAGAAUUUCACACCACAGUAGCGGGUGGAAGUAGUGAAAGCACCCAGGCAUUAUCUAAAAUGGCACAAGACGCUCAAGUUUAUCUUAUCGGAGGGUCUAUUCCUGAGAGAUCUCGGGAGGGCGCACUCUUCAAUACAUGUACCGUGUGGGAUCCCCAAGGUACCCUAGUGGCUGUGCAUCGUAAGAUACAUUUGUUUGAUGUGGAUUUUCCGGGUAAAAUGGUAUUCAAGGAGAGUUCGGUGCUGGAGGCUGGGCGGGAUAUGACGGAGUUUGCGACGCCCUGGGGGAAGGUCGGAUUGGGGAUUUGCUACGAUAUGCGGUUUCCUGAACUCGCCAUGGUGGCGGCGCGCCGGGGCUGCAUUGCUAUGGUGUACCCUGGGGCAUUCAACACUACCACUGGUCCUUUGCAUUGGGAGUUGUUGGUGAGGGCAAGGGCGGUGGAUAAUCAGAUUUUUGUCGCUGCUUGUUCCCCUGCGAGGGAUCCGGAGGCCGGAUACCAGGCUUGGGGUCAUUCAAUGGUUGUUGAUCCGUAUGCUAGGAUUAUUGCAACUAUGGAGGAGGGCGAGGGUAUGGUUUAUGCGGAUGUCGAUUUGAAACUUAUCGAGGAGGUACGCAAGGCUGUACCUGUAUAUGAGCAGAGACGGUUCGAUGUUUAUCUAGAUGUUGCUCGGUAAUAUGCCCCCCCCUGCUUAUUUUGGUGGGUUUUUUUUAUUUACUGCUUGUUAAUUUGUUAAUCAAAUUUUUUGGGCAUUUUUUUGUUUUAGCGUUAUUUAACGCGUCUAUGACACUACUACAUUAUUAUUUUUUUUUUACGUGUUUGUAUCAGAGUAUGUGUGCGUAUUUGUUUUGUUUUCUUGCGCAGCCAACUUUGGCAUUCUCAUCAGUUGUAAUUUAAUAGCCAAGGGUGCGUUUCACACUUUUUCUCUUGUUCUAAUUUUUUAUUUUUAUUUUUAUUAUUAUUUAUUAUUAUUUGGUAUUUAAUACAUAAAAAAGCAAGAUAUUUUUGUCAGUCAAUCG